AUGCUAUGCGAUUUGGAGAUAGAUGUCCGUCCUGAUAACCUGGUGGCAGAAGUUGAGCUAUCGGUAGUCUGUGAAGUUCAGAAUAGCAGCAUCCUGGCUUCCGAUAUCUCCAUAAAACACAUGAAGGACAUCACACUCAAUCCGACCCGGAACCCCGAAAUCAAGGAUACCCUUAGGCGUAUACAGAUGACACUCAACGGCAGGUUUGGCUCGAAGACCCCUGCUUUCGCCCUAGAAUUGGCAUGCCUGUACAGAGAUUUCAAUGUGUACUCUACCGGCAGCUUGGCCACUCGGCUGUUCGAGCUGAAACUAAUAUACUAUGGAAUGAUGGACAUGCUGUACAGUCAUCACAUCCGCGGGUCACCAGACCGUAACCCCAUAUCCCGAUCGGAUUACUACUGCCUCGACACCAGGCUCAUCAGGUCCGUCAUCGGUCUCCCACCGUCAAGGUCGUCAUCAACGCCGUAUCUGAGCUCAUAUCUCGAUAUCGAUAUGGAUGAGACGGUUUCCAUGGCAGCAGACGCAAGGUUAGAGACGGUAACUUCUCGCGAUGACUGCUCCCGUGGGCUCCAUGACAUGACGCCAAUUUUCGGACCGGGAUCACCGAACCCUGCCAUCCUUGCCGACAGCCCGCGGACACAAGAUCACAAGGUAUUCUGGAGCUACCCUCUUGACACGGCGGAUACGCGAUGGACAUGCAAGAGAGAUGCCACGAAUGCGACGGCGGCGAUCCCGGCAGCUGAGGCCUCCUCGUCCCCGUCCUCACGGACAAGGACGUCUCCUCCCAUGCUACAGGAAGGCUACCAUACGCCGGCAGCGGCGGAGGCGGCAAGAGCGGCGGCUUCCAGAGCGUCACGGGUAGGCCAGGCCCAAGAGAAGCCAAUGCCGGCUCCGCCGCCACCCCAGCAGCAGCAGCAGCAGCAGCAGCUUGCGGGACCUCUGGCGUCUAUAGAACUGCAGGCGAGCAAUCCACGGCCCAUCUGCCAAGAUUGCGGGUACCGACCCAGUGGUGACCCUCACUGGUACGCAGGCAGCAUGACAAAGCACAGGAAGACGAAGCACGCGGCAGAGAACACGAUAUUUCAGUGCCCUUACCCCGGUUGCCCGUCCAAGUUUACCAACCGGGCGGAUAACCUACGGCAGCACCAGAUCAAGAAGAAGCACUUCAUCGACACUGACGAUGCGGGGAGCAGCAGCGGAAGAGACCAGGGGAAGAGAAGGAAGAAGAUGUCAGCGGUGUGA
This is a messenger RNA of Geosmithia morbida, 1242 nucleotides long. RefSeq lists its product as uncharacterized. The coding region runs from base 1 to 1242 and encodes 413 amino acids. The record is from RefSeq and is a predicted model, not a curated record. Lineage: Eukaryota; Fungi; Ascomycota; Sordariomycetes; Hypocreales; Bionectriaceae. The transcript is spliced from 2 exons.